CGAUUCCGGAAAUGCAUGAUGUGGCGGUUGAAAGAGCGAUAGAAAUUACAGUGGCUCACAUCUGAUGACUAAUCGUCUCGCCCCUUGUCCUGCAUCUACAAUGACGCCCGAUUCACGGUGAGAAUGCCAGUCCGAACACGCUCGAUGCAGAGCUGCUAGACGAAUUCCAAUGGGAAUAAUCAAGGACUGAUGGAUGUGUACAUGUCACCAAACGUCACACAUGCACAAAGUUUAUUCCAACACUUUCCUACUGGCUGUCCCAGAAUGUCCUCAGCCCCACGUGUUCAACUCAUCUCCACGCAGAAACUGAAAUUCAUCAGUUCCUGAGCCUCAGCCGACUUCGUCUCGUCGCCCAGCGACGCGUUUUUUCUUCUGCGAUUCAUGAUUUGGGAACCUUUUUUCUGGAUUUGGCCGGCGCUAGUUGAGAUAACGCACCGGUGAUAGGCCACAGGGCCUGCACGGUGCCUGCGCGUCAAGCCCACGCACCGGGAUGUGCUCUGGAUUAUAAAAUGCUGGUCUCCACCCUCUGAUUACACUGCGCCUCGGGAAGAAAUGGUGUUCGAGUUUAUCAAGACCGUGUCUCUGUUCAGCCAGUCCGAUAUGGUUCCCAUCCUCGGGCCGUCGCUGGCGGUCGCUUUAGUCCUGGCGGGCCCUACUGAUCUCGGGGCGUUCAUACGAGGCUUCGUCUGGCUCGAGUUGCAUCUCCUCACGUUCGAGAUAAAAAAUCAGAUCACCGGUCUGGAGGAGGAUCGUCUCUCCAAGCCCAACCGUCCGAUCGUGGCCGGCCGUAUCUCUGUUGGGGCAGCGCAAGACCUCUACUGGGUCAUCGCCCUCGUCUCUACCGUGUUCAGCGCGCAGUUUGGUCUCCUGCCGUGCACCGUUCUGUACCUGGCGGCCAUCUUCUGCUACAACGAGCUCGCCAUGUCGCGCAACUGGUUCUGCAAGUCAUUCCUGGGAUCCAUUGGCUAUGUGUGUUACUGCUGGGGGACGACCGUCAUGUUCGACCACGGCGCCCCGCUCUCGACGCUCUCAACCACGGCGAUCGUCCUCAGCGGCCUGCUGCACACCACGACCGGGCAUGCUCAGGACUUUCGGGACCGCGACGGCGACGCUGCCAUCGGGAGGGUCACCCUCCCCAUGAUUCUGUCGCCUCGUGUGGGACGCUGGUCGCUCGCGCUUCUGCUCGCAGCCUGGACGGCGGCUCUGAUCUGGCUGUGGGCCCCGCCGGCGCUCGUCACGCUCUACCUCGGUCUCCUCGGUCUCAAGGCCGCGGCGGGCUUCAUCCAGGACCAUUCCGUCGAGGCCGACCGUGUUUCUUACUGGUGGUACAACAUCUGGUUGAUCACCGCGCAUCUUCUGCCCGCCUUCGCUCAUGUCGGGGUUUGGAACGUCGUCGAUCCCGUGUCGUUCCUGCCCUUACGGUAAUUCUCAUGAUCUGUUACGCCCUUGACGUAUUCCAGACUCUGUUCUGAUGUUCUCUUCUAAUGAAUAUUGAUGUCUCACGAAUGCACGCGAAUGGCAGACGGCGAGUGGUCCUUGGUCAAGGAUGGCUCCCACGUCGUCUCUCCACUCGUCAAUGAGGACCCGAGCGUCCGCAAGGCAUCACCCGGUAGGCAUCUAUGCAUGUGACUGACAGCUGGUUCGUCGAUGGGCGCAGGGUGUCAUGGAUGACUGUGGCGAUGCUCAUCUCUCAAUCCUUGAAGCUGCACGUAACAUUCAACCUUCAGCGCUCCAGCUCCAGCAGGUCCAGAACUGCCAGAAUCCGAUAGAUGCCAGAUUAUAUCUGUUUCAAGCCAAGUUCGGAGGCAUCGGCAGCUGCUGGCGGCCGCUGUAAAUCGCCGCCCAUCUUGACUCGCGCUGCCAAUCGACCAAUACCGCCGCGACUUGCAGGAAGCAAUUACUGGCGACAUGUCGGACAGCCAGCGCUUGCUCUGUCUGUCUGGCACUGACAUGUCUCAAUCCAUCGCCAACGCGAAUAAGCUCAAACCACGGGAAUAUAAAGCAUAGGAACGCGAUCUACAACCCCCACAGAAAACCGUCUUUUCUCUCUUCGCAGUGCGAUCUCUUUCGAAGCUACUCAGCACAUCCACACUCACUUGAUACUUUCAAAACACUUCAAACAAAAUCCACACCAAUGGCUUACAACCAACAACCGCGUCCGACUGAGCAGAUGAAGGCGGGUGGCAACCUCAACGCGAACAACAUGCCCUUCGUCGAUGGCGAGCGCGAGUGGUCACACGGCAUAUUCGACUGUCUCGCAGACCCGCUUACCUGUGUCGUCUCCUGGUUCCUGCCGUGUGUGUCACACGGCCGCAACAUGGCCCGAUACCAAGCUCUGGAGCAGAACUCCGUCAGCAAGGACCCCAUGGAGGGCGUCAUCAGCAACGACAGCAUCAUCUACGGAGCCGCGCAGUGUUUCGGCUGCGGCGGGCUGGUCGGGAUGGGCGGGCGCGCGACCAUCCGCGGGAGGUACUCGGUGCAGGGCACCGGCGUGUCGGACUGCCUGCUCUCGUGCUGCUGUGCCCCGUGCUCGCUCACGCAGAUCAGCCGGGAGCUCGAGCUCGAGGAGCAGAACCAGGGCCAUCCCGGCGCUGGGUUCGGAAUGUUCAUGCAGCCUGCGGCCAAGGCCUAGAUUUGGUUAUGGCUACUUCGUAUUUAUAGACAACAGAUUGCGCAUACAUGGAUACCAUAUAUAAUGAGGAUUUUUUUUCUGAGCCAGCCUGUGUAUAGCGGGUCGGAUCCGCUUGGACCUCCGCCAUCCUUCAAGCACAUUCAAGCGUGUCUGCCAGACACCUUGCGUUCAAGAAAGAGAGGUGAAGUUUGGCAGAUGAGCACAAGUUCUUUGUGCUUCACAGCCAUCGUCCAAGAAAUGACCGAAACGCUCAUUCGCGUCGCGAAGGAACACUGCUGAUUGACUGGAC
Molecule: messenger RNA, 2921 nt
Organism: Mycena citricolor
Lineage: Eukaryota; Fungi; Basidiomycota; Agaricomycetes; Agaricales; Mycenaceae
Source: the annotation of a GenBank genome assembly